Messenger RNA from Cucurbita maxima (winter squash), 582 nucleotides. RefSeq names its product vegetative cell wall protein gp1-like. Bases 1 to 582 code for a protein of 193 amino acids. The transcript has a single exon. The record is from RefSeq and is a predicted model, not a curated record. NCBI's taxonomy places the organism in Eukaryota, Viridiplantae, Streptophyta, Magnoliopsida, Cucurbitales, Cucurbitaceae.
AUGUGUUAUGUUGGCAAAGCUACUAAGAUCUUCAUCUUCAUUGUUACCGUUUUGGUGGUUCUUGGUCUAGUUCUUGGCUUUGGAUUUAUGCGUCAUGGCCUCCAAAAAUCCCACAAGUGCUCCGGCAACUCCUGUUUUUCCCCUCCGGUUGUCUUUCCCAAUCCCAAUUCCGCCACUCCCGGCGGCGCCGCCCCCAUCUCGGCCUCCAAUCAACCGCAGAACCCACCAAACCCACCAGAUUCCAAUCCCAACCCACCACCUCAAAAUCCGAUUCCGGCUUUUCCACCUCCAUCUGAAGCUACUCCGGCUUUUCCACCUCCAUCUGACGCUACUCCGGCUUCUCCGCCUCCGCCUGACGUUAUUCCGACUACCCCACCUUCGCCUGACGUUAUUCCGACUUCCCCACCUCCGCCUGAUACCAUCCCGAAUCCCUUACCGCCGCUGCCGGCAUCUCAAUCUCCACCUCCUCCAGAAACCGAAGCGUCGCCACCAUUAACUCCACCCAGUACGACGCCGGUGAGUCCAGGUCCAAUGCAUGUUCAGCUGCGAUCGUCGAUUCGUAAGACCAAUAAGAAGUUCUGA